This is a messenger RNA of Penicillium robsamsonii, 270 nucleotides long. RefSeq lists its product as uncharacterized. NCBI's taxonomy places the organism in Eukaryota, Fungi, Ascomycota, Eurotiomycetes, Eurotiales, Aspergillaceae. The record is from RefSeq and is a predicted model, not a curated record. The transcript has a single exon. The coding region runs from base 1 to 270 and encodes 89 amino acids.
AUGAAACGCCAUGAGAAGGAGAUCCGACACCUAGAUUCUCGACUAGCGACUAUCUCCCUGGAUAUCGGGGAAUCCCUCCGUGCGAAGGAUCGGGACACUGUCGAUUACCGCCAUUGGCGGCCCAAGUUUCAAAAGCCCAAUCGCGAGGAUUCAAUGAUCCAGGUUUCCGCGAUGCUUAUAGCGUUCGGAACGAGCUACUUGUGCAAAGACUUGAUGGUUCGGGCGGAUAUCUACAUGUACCCGAAACGGGCGGUUGGGAACAACUGUUGA